Molecule: messenger RNA, 1889 nt
Organism: Mesoplodon densirostris (Blainville's beaked whale)
Lineage: Eukaryota; Metazoa; Chordata; Mammalia; Artiodactyla; Ziphiidae
Product: periodic tryptophan protein 1 homolog
Exons: 2
Coding region: 139-1647 (502 amino acids)
Biological process (GO): rRNA processing
Cellular component (GO): nucleus
Molecular function (GO): protein binding
Source: RefSeq, a predicted model, not a curated record
GGAACCAGCGCCCCGAGCCUGUGCUCUACCGAGGCGCCUCCCGGAGCCCGUCGGGGGGCGUGUAGACCCGAGCGCGGCGGGGCUUCGAGACCCGCUGGGGCCAAAUCUUUAGCUUGAGGCGUCGCUGCGCCGAGGACGAUGAACCGCAGCCGCCAGGUGACGUGCGUGGCCUGGGUCCGCUGCGGCGUGGCCAAAGAGACGCCAGACAAGGUAGAGCUUAGUAAAGAAGAAGUGAAACGUCUCAUUGCUGAAGCAAAGGAAAAAUUACAAGAAGAAGGUGGCAGUGAUGAAGAGGAGACAGGUGAUCCUUCAGAAGAUGGCAUGCAGAGUGCCUGUACCCAGGCCCGACCUCAGGAGCUCCUGGAGGAUGGCGACCCAGAGGAUGACAGGACGCUGGAUGAUGAUGAGCUGGCCGAGUACGCCUUAGACAAAUAUGAUGAGGAAGGUGACCCAGAUACUGAAACUCUUGGUGAAUCUCUUUUGGGUCUUACAGUCUAUGGGAGUAAUGAUCAAGAUCCUUAUGUUACUCUGAAAGAUACGGAGCAGUACGAACGUGAAGAUUUCUUGAUUAAGCCCAAUGACAAUCUCAUAGUUUGUGGCCGAGCUGAACAGGACCAGUGCAAUUUAGAGGUACAUGUUUAUAAUCGAGAAGAAGAUUCUUUUUAUGUCCACCAUGAUAUCCUCUUGUCUGCAUACCCUUUGAGUGUGGAAUGGCUGAAUUUCGAUCCUAGCCCGGAUGAUUCAACUGGAAAUUACAUUGCUGUGGGAAACAUGACCCCCGUUAUUGAAGUGUGGGACCUUGAUAUAGUGGACUCUUUGGAGCCAGUCUUUACACUUGGAAGUAAGCUAUCAAAAAAGAAGAAAAAGGGCCUCCCUGGAAAGAAGAAUUCCUCAGCAGAUGGGCAUACCGAUGCUGUCCUUGACCUUUCUUGGAAUAAGCUGAUCAGAAAUGUACUGGCCAGUGCAUCAGCUGAUAACACUGUUAUUCUGUGGGAUAUGUCCUUGGGGAAACCAGCAGCCAGCCUUGCCGUACAUACAGACAAGGUCCAGACUCUCCAGUUUCAUCCAUUUGAAGCACAGACUCUGAUUUCUGGAUCAUAUGAUAAGUCGGUGGCUUUGUAUGACUGCCGAAGUCCAGAGGAAGGCCAUCGAAUGUGGCGAUUCAGUGGGCAGAUCGAGAGAGUGACUUGGAAUCACUUUUCACCUUGUCAUUUUUUGGCCAGUACAGAUGACGGCUUUGUAUAUAAUUUGGAUGCACGUUCAGAUAAGCCAAUUUUUACACUUAAUGCACACAAUGAUGAAAUUUCUGGUCUUGAUCUAAGUAGUCAAAUCAAGGGCUGUCUUGUGACUGCAUCAGCGGACAAGUAUGUGAAGAUCUGGGACAUAUUAGGAGAUAGGCCAAGCCUAGUUCACUCUAGGGACAUGAAAAUGGGAGUUCUCUUCUGUUCUUCCUGUUGCCCUGAUUUGCCAUUUAUUUAUGCUUUUGGAGGUCAGAAAGAAGGGCUUCGGGUCUGGGAUAUAAGCACAAUCUCUUCAGUAAAUGAAGCAUUUGGAAGACGAGAGAGGCUUGUUCUCGGCAAUACAAGAAAUUCAUCUGUUAGUGGCCCUUUUGGGAGCAGGAGCUCAGCAACACCAAUGGAGUCUUAAUGAAGAGCAUACAGUUUCCUGUUUUAUUUACCCUAACUCAGUUUUUUAAAGCUGGCCUGAAGGUGUUCCCUGCUGCAGCCAUCAAAAUGACUGAAACAAAAUUGCCUGACAUUCCUCUCUGAAGCUGUGGUGGCAGCACAAACAGGGCUGGUCUUUGUGCUAAUAACCUUUCAAGCAUGUGGUCUAUAGGGCUCCACUUGCAUUUCUUGAAAGGGAUAAUAAAAAAGGUUUUUUAAAAAUAA